This is a messenger RNA of Nylanderia fulva, 1846 nucleotides long. RefSeq names its product mesencephalic astrocyte-derived neurotrophic factor (gene Manf). The record is from RefSeq and is a predicted model, not a curated record. Gene Ontology annotation, cellular component: endoplasmic reticulum. Lineage: Eukaryota; Metazoa; Arthropoda; Insecta; Hymenoptera; Formicidae. Gene Ontology annotation, biological process: dopaminergic neuron differentiation; neuron projection development.
GUGCGCCAGCUGGGAGUCCGGGUUUUUGACAGAAGCCAACGUGUAUAAAGUCGUGCGCGGAAUAAACGGCAGUUGUAAUUCACGGAGAUUUCGUUAAAAAAUCAAACGCAUGAAUUAAAGUGGUUGCUGCUCGCUGAUUUAUCGAACGACGAAGACUUUGUAUCGACGAUACGUUGAUUAUUACAUCGAUCGUAACGAAAACGUGAAACGAAAGAGAAAUGAACGCUUCAGUAUCACUAAUAUUUUCCAUUUUUCUUGGAAUUGUGUGUGCUAUUACAGCAUUGAAAGAAGGUGAUUGCGAAGUGUGUGUCGCUGUUGUGGAUAAAUUUAGUCACACAUUAACAGCAGACAUUAAAAGUGAUACUAAGCAGAUUGAAGCAAAGUUUCGAGAAUUCUGUAAAAACACCAAAUCAAAAGAAAAUAGAUUUUGUUAUUAUUUGGGUGGAUUGGAAGAAUCUGCCACUGGUAUUUUAAGUGAGCUAAGUAAACCAUUAUCAUGGUCUAUGCCUGCAAACAAGAUAUGCGAGAAGCUGAAGAAGAAAGAUGCUCAAAUAUGCGAUCUGAGAUUUGAGAAACAAAUUGAUCUCAACACGGUGGACCUGAAAAAGCUCAAAGUGCGCGAUUUGAAAAAGAUUCUGAAUGACUGGGAAGAGGUGUGUGAUGGUUGUAUAGAAAAGACAGACUUUAUUAAACGAAUCGAGGAGCUCAAACCUAAAUACUCCAACAGUAACUCAAAGACGGAGCUCUGAAGUAUUAUGGUCUUCGAUUUAGACAAGCAAUUAAGUUAGUAUGGCUAAAUAUUGUCUUUUUAAUUUGCAGAGGAAUUGUUUACAGCAUUUAGAAUAUGUAUUUAUUUAUGUAGCCAUAUGUCUAUAUAUGUCUACAUAAUACACAAUUUGUAUAGCCUUAUUCUGUCGAAAUUAUCUUUGACUGUCAAAAUGACUGUCUUUUAUGCUAAGAUAUUUAAGUUCUAUUAAAUAAUAUAGAAGAUAAAUUAUCUUAAAACAAAAAUUAGGAUGAAGCAAACAAUAAUGAACAAUGAAACUUUUGUCAAACAGUAUGUUUAUAUCUUACAAUAAUUUCGAGAGACAUAUUGUUAUAGUAAUCUGAUUUCUCUCUCUCUGAUGUAGCCAUGCUAAGAAUGUACCUAUUUUGCUGAAGGUGCUUUAUUUAUAUGACAUCAAUUCGUUAGGUAUAUACAACAUUUAUACAAAAAAAAAUUAUUUUCACAUAUAUUUAUCUUUAUUGUUCUUCCUCAAAUAGUAAUAUGCAGAUAUGUUUGUACAAUAUGUCCAAAUGAUAUUUAUACGAAACGUAAUUUAUGUCAAAUUUAUGUAUAAGAGAUAUUUUGUCCAACAGCUACAUGUUAUUAUAUUCUUGUUCUUUUAUUAUUGAAGCGUGAAACACGAACAAAAUGUACAAUGAACUCGUGUAAUAUCUGUCGUGGCCAGUAUUGAUCAACUAUUGUACACAAAUAUGCGAGUUCCAACCAAUGCCAAUUUUUGAGAUGAGAAUUAUUUGUAUCGAUAUACACCAACUUUUACAAUUAAACAUGAUAAAAAUAUAAAUGUAUUCUCGAGAGAGGAGUACGAUAUAUUGAAAUUAACCAUACGAGAAAAUUGUGCAUAAAUAAUAUUUAGAUAAGGUAUUACCGCAUAUCUGUACGUACUAUUCUGGAAAUUCAAACUCAGUUAUUUAUUUCGUGAUAAGACUGCGUGAUUACGUUUUCUAUAUCACAUUCGUGAAUCUUGAUACAAGAAGUCAGAAAGAAAUAAAAACAUGUGUGUUGUUAUUAAAAGCGAAAUGUUCUUUUACUGAACCGAACAAAACAAACGUCUUAAGAUAU